AUGCCAAAAAGUGUAGGGCUGAAACGACGCUCGCUUUUCGAAGACGAAGACGACGGCCGACAGCAGCGCCGCAAGUUCGUCGCUUACCUCGAUCAGCUCUUAGCGGAGAAUCGGCGGCUGAAGGAGCAAUCUGUGACUUCGGCGGAUGCGACCGAAGCAAAUGACCCUCCACAAGAGCGCUACUGGGCAACACCCGAUACUAAGCUUCGCAGAGGACCAUCUCGACCCGCAGACGCAACAGAUCCAACAAGUAUCCAGAACCCCAUUAUUGGUGACCGCGCUUGGUUCCACCGCUACGACCCAUCGUCACCACCGAUUUAUAUCGGAGAAGCAGCCUGCUCUGCAUUCGCGACUCGCUUCCGAAGAUUUCUGACAGGCAACAAUGCCACGGCGCAUAUUGCCCGCACUCAAUGGGAGCGCGAGGAGACCAUCGCUGCAGCGGCGAACCAGACUGACGUCCAGUGGCCCAGUUUGCAUCAUGCGCGACUACUGGUUCGCAUCGCGAUCCACCAGGUCGGGUAUCUGUAUCAUCUCAUGAUGCGGAAGUCAACACUCGAUAAACUCGAGGAAAUUUAUCUGACUGGGGACUUUGAUUGUGCGACAAAUAAAUGCAAAUUCUUCGCGCUAUUUGCGUUCGGACAGGCUUAUUCUAUUCGUUCGGAGCCUGCGCCUGGUCUCCGGGUUCCCGGGACUGCAUAUUUCGCAAAGGCGAUGAGUUUGGUUCAGAUCCUACCUGAAAGGACGAGCAUCACCCACCUCGAAACACUAUUAACUCUCUCUCUAUUCUCCUACUACCUCAACCGCCGACACUCAGCCUAUGUACUAAUCGGUAACGCAAUGCGUAUGGGCCUAACAAUCGGUCUAAACCACAACAUCCCCGAAUCCCAACUCAUCGACCCAGUCGAACGCCAACACCGUAUCGAAAUUUGGUGGACAAUCUAUAUCUUCGACCGAAUGUGGGGCUCCAAAAUGGGUCUUCCAAUGCAAAUCCUCGACGAAGACAUCCACGUCGACAUGCCGAGCCCAAUCAAUCCACGCUGGCGACACGAAGAAGAACUCUCUGACACGGACUACAUGACAGCGAACAUCAAACUAGCCCGCAUUGUCGGCGAAACGAUCUCAAAACUGUACAGUCGGCGCAAAUACCAGGAAACCUUCCUGCAGCGUGUGCAGAAAUUGCUCAAAGCACUAAAGAACUGGGUCGACACACUGCCCGAAAGUCUACGGCUGAACAUGGAAGAUCUGGAAUCAAGCAAGAAACCACUUGUCUCGCUGCACAUGGCAUUUAACCAAUGUGUGAUCUUAACAACGAGACCGACACUCUUGCAUCUUCUCAUCACCCUGCAGAAGAAAAAGAAGAACAUAUCGACCGCGGAAGGACGCAGACAUAACGGCCAACUGGCCGAACCAAUUGUUUCCCAACCCGUCUUGACACUCAGUGAAGCCUGUAUCCACGCUGCAAGACAUUCACACUCAAUGAUCCUAACCCGCUGGAUAAACGGAACAAUGCCAACCUUCGGCUACUUCCACGCACACUACCUCUUUUCCUCGGCGCUGAUUCUCGCCAUGUCCAGCUUCGUACCAAUCGGGAAUCCGAACGACAUGAGCUGUUUCGAUUCUGCACUCGACCUCCUCCGCUCCAUGACCGAGAACGGGAACCUAGCCGCCGCAGAAUUCUACCACAACCUCGAACAAGUCAAGGUAUGCCUUGAUGCUUACAGAGGGACUCCACGACCACGUCGAGAUGGCACUGGUCCCAUUGCCUCCAGCUCUGGCUCCGGACUCAUCGGAGACAAAGCACCCAACGACGCUCCCAUCUCAAACGCAGCUCCAGACCAAAAUAUACCCCCCAUCCUCGCUCCAUCUUCGACCAUGACACAAAUGCAAGCACAAGGCCAAGGCAAUGUUCUCCAAGCCUCGACAUCCACCGCGCCAGAGCUACAUCCGGAAAACGACCUACUCGGACCUGCACCCGUAGUCCACACGGCCGAGGCUUAUACGUUUCCUGUCCGGGAAACGAUUAGUGGAUAUACGACUGAGAUGGCGUUUUUGGAGCCGACGAUGCAGGAUUUCCUUGCACAAUCGGAUAUUGAUUUGGGGCUUUUGCAUCCCGUUGAUACAUUUUUAAGUGAGGCGGAGAAUCUUUAUACUUCGCAUGAAUUUUAG
Molecule: messenger RNA, 2166 nt
Organism: Penicillium argentinense
Lineage: Eukaryota; Fungi; Ascomycota; Eurotiomycetes; Eurotiales; Aspergillaceae
Product: transcription factor domain-containing protein
Exons: 4
Coding region: 1-2166 (721 amino acids)
Biological process (GO): positive regulation of transcription by RNA polymerase II; DNA-templated transcription
Cellular component (GO): nucleus
Molecular function (GO): sequence-specific DNA binding; zinc ion binding
Source: RefSeq, a predicted model, not a curated record